AUGGCUGAUUCGCCCGCCGUAUCAGUCCCUCUCGACCCGAGAGAACAGCCUAUCUUGGACCGGCUCUUGGUGAUUCGUGACGCCCUCUUGCUUCUUAAACAGGAUAAAUCGAGAUAUAUCAAGUCUCAAGACGUGCUGUACUAUCAUGACCAGGUGGUUGAGCAAGUCCAGAAGUUGAACAGCAUCCGUUCGGACAAUCAACUACAACAUAAUCGAGGUUCGCCCCAUCCCCAUAUUCCAACUUUUGGCCCUUGCACAGGUGCAGUUAGUCUGAUAUGUGCUCAUGUCGCAGUUGAUAAUGUUCUGGAUGAUUGCUUCCAGCUGAUUUCUUUGCUAUUUCUUACUGUCGGGAGGAAUAAUGAAGCGCCUGCAGCAUAUGCAAUGGCUUCCACAAUUAAGCGCCUGCUCGACCAUCUAAAGGAGGCUGCAUUUUUCAGCCAGAAGGACUUGGAUUCGAUCUCUAAAACUCUAGAUACAAUGCAAGGAAACAUUGAUCGAGGGAAAGAUACAUAUUCAACUGAUCUAUUGAAGCUUUUGGGAGUUCGUUUGGAAACCUGUCGAAAACUGUUAGGAGAGCUACAACAUGACCUUUCCUUCUUGUCGCCCGAACUCGUCCCGACCCACGAGAUUUUGGUAUCCAUUUUAAGAUCCACAUCUGCCGCAAACACGCGGUCAAAGUUUUCGUAUUCUGAGGUCUUGACCUUCCAGGAACAACUGAAGGGUAUGAAAGCCUCUAUGAAAGAUGGUAACUUUUUGGGCCCUGGUGACUCCAUCCCUGCCGGCCAAGGGAUUGUUAAAGUUUUGUUGGAAAGAUGUCUGAAUUGGGUAGAAAUUGUUCUCGAAAGACAGGGUCGAAUCGACGAACGAUUCAAGGAGUCUUACGAUAAGCUCCUGGAGAUCCGAAACCAGCUCGACCGCCUUGCUAUGACCCAGGCCUGGUCACUACGGGAGACCGAUUUAUUUAUGUACCAAAGAAAAUUAAAUAUGUUUGACGAAUCUCGAGUUGAUGGGAACUUUCUUGACAAGGAUGGGAAGCCGGCUGAUAUUCAUGCUCAAAGGACGCUUUUGUAUCUGAUUCGGCGGAGCUAUGCGUUAAUAUACGGCUUGCUUAUUUCGUCUGAGCCUGUUUCAGAAGCUCUCUUACCAAUUUAUAAUCAACUUCAAACUCUGAGGAAAUGCCUUCUUGAAGUUAAGGACUCAGGGGGGGUUUCUAAUUCAAGAGAGCUUUACCCAUACAGUAUGAAGCUAAACUCCAUCGACAACAUGAGAAUCGAUGGAAAAUUCUAUGUGGGGAAUGAUCUACCUGAAGGUCAAGGUAGCGUUAACGAACUUCUUGCACAAUGCUAUGAUCUCUGCUAUGAAUUGAGAGCCCAAUCGGAAGAAACUGCCGAAAGCUAA
This is a messenger RNA of Paracoccidioides brasiliensis Pb18, 1398 nucleotides long. RefSeq lists its product as uncharacterized. The transcript is spliced from 7 exons. The record is from RefSeq and is a predicted model, not a curated record. Bases 1 to 1398 code for a protein of 465 amino acids. Gene Ontology annotation, cellular component: cytoplasm; nucleus.